Molecule: messenger RNA, 1993 nt
Organism: Megalopta genalis
Lineage: Eukaryota; Metazoa; Arthropoda; Insecta; Hymenoptera; Halictidae
Gene: ash2
Product: set1/Ash2 histone methyltransferase complex subunit ASH2
Cellular component (GO): Set1C/COMPASS complex
Molecular function (GO): protein binding; transcription cis-regulatory region binding
Source: RefSeq, a predicted model, not a curated record
CUUGUUUUAACCAAUCAAUGGCCGUGAAGUUUGAAAACGCGACGCGUAUCGAGGUUAAAUAUUAAUCAUGAAUUAAACAAAUUAUAUUCGACUGUAAUAUUCGAUACGAAAAACAUCUAUACAACAAUAAUAAUUUUAUAUCUGUGUAACAGUAAAAAACAACGAAUUAUUUGAAAUCAUAACCAAACAUGUCAGAAGAAAAGUUUGAAAGUUCAGUGGAUAAGGCGGAGGAAUCUCAAGCCGAACCUAUGGAGGAUAAAAUCAAAAUAAAAGCAGAAGAUAAGGGUAAACAGAAGCAUAAACCAGAUGAGAGUUUAGAGAAGCCUAAUGGUCGUGCUACUAACAGUGAAACUGGAAAUUGCUAUUGUGGAAAGGAAAGAAAUCUCAACAUAGUAGAACUACUAUGUGCCAGUUGCUCCAGGUGGUUUCACGAAUCAUGCAUUGGAUACCAAUUAGGUAAACUAGUACCAUUUAUGAUGAAUUACAUAUUCAUGUGUAAAAAUUGCUCUCCGACUGGUUUAGAAAGCUUCAAGAAAAAUCAAGCACCCUUCCCACAAAUGUGUGUGACAGCAAUAGCAAAUUUGCUGCAAAUGGCACAGAAAGAGAAUGAAGCAAGGAUUAUUUUUCAUAAGGAUAAAGAUAUCAUUCCAUUCAUUGAAUGUCAUUGGGAUAGCAUGACUACUAUGCCUCGCAGAGUCACCCAAUCUUGGCAUGCUACUAUACACAGGGCUCUGUUGAAAGAUGUUGGAGCAUUAUUCACUAUUGAUGAAAGUAGUUCAGACGGUCAAUUAUUUGGAUUGGUCUCUUCUGAUCUGUUAAUGAUUAAGCCAAACUAUGAAGCCAUGAUUAAAGGAGGUCACUUAAAAGUGACUGAAAUGGGUGUGCAACAUGUUGUGCCUCUUAGUGGAGGACUUCGUGGCCGCAAUGCGAAACGCAAGUUCCCAGGGGAAGGUGCAGGCAGUGGCCCAGGCAAGAAAGGCAGGGGCUCGGACAUGACUGCACCAAAAUUACCUGCACAUGGAUACCCCCUUGAACAUCCAUUCAACAAAGAUGGAUACAGAUACAUCCUUGCAGAGCCUGAUCCACAUGCACCUUUCAGACAGGAAUUUGACGAAAGCAGUGACUGGGCAGGAAAACCAAUUCCUGGAUGGCUGUACAGAGGUCUUAGUCCAAGUACGGUGUUGUUAGCACUGCACGAUAGAGCUCCACAGCUCAGAGUAUCAGAAGAUAGACUGGCAGUCACUGGAGAAAAAGGCUAUUGCAUGGUCAGGGCUACUCAUAAUGUAAGCAGGGGAGCAUGGUACUGGGAAGCUACCAUAGAAGAGAUGCCAGAAGGAUCAGCUACUAGAUUAGGAUGGGGUCAAGAGUAUGCUAAUCUUCAAGCUCCGCUUGGUUAUGAUAAGUUCGGAUAUUCUUGGAGAUCUAGGAAAGGGACGCGAUUUCAUGAAAGUCGAGGUAAACAUUAUAGCCAUGGUUAUGGAGAGGGUGAUACUUUAGGGUUCCUAAUUGUUCUUCCUGACACGCAUGAUGCUUCACACUUACCUAAUACGUAUAAAGAUCGACCUCUAGUGAAGUUCAAAAGCCAUCUCUACUACGAAGAAAAGGACCAAGUACCUGAAGCACUGAAAGCUUUGAAACCUCUAGAAGGCAGCAAAAUUAUAUUUUACAAAAAUGGCAUUAGUCAAGGUGAAGCAUUUCUGGAUGUCAACAAAGGAGCAUAUUAUCCUACAGUCUCUAUCCAUAAAAGUGCUACAGUUUCUGUUAAUUUUGGACCAAAUUUCAAGUGUUCACCUAUAGACGUUACUUUCAGAGGGAUGUUCGACAGAGCAGAGGAGGCAAUAGCGGAACAAUCUCUUGCUGAUGUACUCUAUUUCACAGAGAAUGAGGGAAAGCUAAGACUGGACACUUUUGCUUUAUGACAUUAAUGUAACCUUUUAUUUUCUUUUUUACUCUUGAUUUACAAUUAUGAUUAAAUGUUUUUCACAACACUCAA